Microthlaspi erraticum is the source of this 579-nucleotide messenger RNA. The record is from the annotation of a GenBank genome assembly. NCBI's taxonomy places the organism in Eukaryota, Viridiplantae, Streptophyta, Magnoliopsida, Brassicales, Brassicaceae.
AUGUCUCUUGGGAGUGCUCAAAUGCCUAAGAAGAAGAGGAGUAGUAGCUCCUUGAAGAAGCCAUCACAACAAGCAGAGAAAUCUGCAAUAGAUGAAGCUAAACCAGUUCCAAUGCCUAAGAAGAAAAGCAGUAGUAGCUCCUUGAAGAAGCCAUCGAAACAAGUAGACAAACCUGCAAUGGAUGAAGCUAAACCAGUUCAAAUGCUUAAGAAGAAGAGCAGUCGUAGCUCCUCGAAGAAGCCAUCAAAACAAGUAGACAAACCUGCAGUAGAAGAAGCUAAACCAGUUCAAAAACCUGGGAAACUAGGGAAAGAGAUCGAUGACAUCUUUGGUGGGAGAAAGAAGAAGAAGCCAGAGCUCGAAAACACCAACAAGGAAGAGACCAAAAUUGAGAUAGCAAGGAAGAACAGGAAGAGGAAGAGGAAGGAGCGUGAAGGGCUCAACAAGAACCCGAGAACCCGAGUCAGGAAGAGAACCGAAGACGGUUUACCAGUGUACACUGAAGAUGAGCUUGGCUUCAACAAGGCUUAUGCUGGUGGUACUCCUCUUUGUCCCUUUGACUGCAGUUGCUGCUUUUAG